Messenger RNA from Cladocopium goreaui, 1380 nucleotides. The record is from the annotation of a GenBank genome assembly. Lineage: Eukaryota; Dinophyceae; Suessiales; Symbiodiniaceae.
AUGCUGUACACACGACUUGUUCGGGGUCUGCGUGUCUUCUACCUCUUUGAGCACUACACAAAAAGCGAGCUGGAUCUUGAAGGUGAAGAUGCUGAGUACUUCGGUAGCAUCGUGUCCUCCAUGUUCUCCCUCUUUCAGGUAACUACUAUGGAUUCGUGGCCGGAUAUCGCCGCACCGCUGCUGCAGCACAGUCUCUGGUGGCGAAUGUUUUUCGUGGUUUUUAUUGCGUUCUCAGCGUGGACGAUGAUCUCCCUGGUGACUGCAGUGGUGUCAGACAAUGUUAUCCAGGCCACACAGGACCGGAAGGAGAAGCAGAAAGAGGCGCAAGAGCGAAGACGCAAAGAGUUUGUGGACUUCCUGAAAAUUUGCUUUGUCAAUGCUGAUGCAGAUGGAAACCAAGUCCUGGACAAAGAGGAGUUUGGGACCCUCAUCAAAGAUGAGCAGGUCGUAGCCAAGAUGGAGGAUUUGGGUGUAACGCUCCCACUGCAAGAACUUGAAAAGGCCUUCGAGAUGUUGGAUGUGGACGAGGAUGGAGAGCUGUCCAUCGACGAAUUCACGGCGGGUCUGUCACAACUGCAGGAGAGCCUGAACACCAAACAUGUGGUUUCUUUGGACUAUGCGCUGCAACGUAUCUCUGCGCAACUAACCAAGAGGUUGGACUCGUUGGAACAGACCGUGGCGCAUCGCAAUGAAGCCAUCGUGACGAGUGUAGAUAAGCUCUCGGCUAACCUGGCAGACUUUACACAGGUGCUGAAUAGCUUUGCCAAGGACUACCAAUCAGACUGUCGGUUGUUUCAAACUGCACGCAUUUGCACUUUGCACAUCAUGAUUUGGCUGCCUUUGCCACGCAAACCUGUGCAUUUUGAGCUUGUGCAACAUGAAGGAGAGCGGAAGUGCCUCACCGAGCGUACCUGCGAAACGUUGGGCUUGACUUUCUGUGAAACCAUGCAGCCAGGAGGCAAGGAGGGUGAGAACAAGUGCAGUGGAAGGAUUUUGAUAGAUGUUGCUGCCAGCUUGAUGCGAGAAAGUGAGAUGUGGAUGAGAUGGCAGUUGCAAAUCUUGGCAGUCCGACCGGUGCAUCAAAGGUUCACCAGUUCCAAAGUGGCAGUGAAUGCAAUCCGAGUCUCACAACAAUGCCAAGAUGAAGUGACCCAGAGUGUGGCCAAGAGCCCUGAGCCCGUGCCAAGCAAUGCAGGUUCUGUGCUUAGCGCUUCUCAAGCUCCCGACUUCCAGCCGGAACUGAGAAAGGAACAAGCGAGCCGUGAAGCCCUCGCACUAAAGGCGCUCCACCGAACGGAUUUUUUUCUGUGCAGCAACUGCUCUCCAAGAACUGUGAUGCGAAUAUGCUGUUUUUAUAAACCCAAACAUAUACCUGAAUAG